AAUUUGUAGUGAAAACUGACAUUAUUUAAGCAGAUUCAAUUUUCGUGUUUGCGCAUUUGUCUGUUGUUAGAAAAGCUUCAGCAUCAUGGAAAACAAUACUGACAGGAAUAGUUAUUCUGAUAUUGUCCUUAGUAGAACAAUUCUCAUCAUGAUUGAGACUGUGAUUGGAGUCAUUGGAAACUCUGCCAUCAUAUUUUUCUACUUCUUUCGGAUUAAGGAGAGAGGCGAGCGAUACUUUAUACCCCUGCUUGGUAUAGUGGAUCUUUUAGGGUGCUUAACCUCCAUACGUUACUUUAUCUUUGAUUAUGUAAACAUCGACCAAAAUACUGUUUAUUGUAAAUUUUUUUCGUUUAUACGGGUAUGUAUUGGAGGAAUAUCAGCACAUACAAUCCUUGUUAUUUCGAUUCAAAGGUAUUAUGUAGUCUGUAAGCCAUUUGAACCGAAAAUGACACGUUUUUGGAAACGCGUUUUAUUUGGAGUUGUUUGCUUCAUUUCUAUAGUGUAUUCCGCCCCACUGUUGGCUACUGCCGGACCCUUUCCAGUAAAUAAUACCUAUACGAACCACAGUUUGACAACGAAAGUGUGCGAAUUUUCUGACAAACGGUCAAUUUCGAGUCGUUUGUAUCCUUACCUUUUGUCUCUGAUAAUUGCACUAAAUCUUAUCAUUACAAUUGGUAUGUAUGUUCCCGUCUUGAAGCAGGUUGAAAACCUUUUCAGUUCCAGAACAGUCACGAAUAGUAAACCAACAUAUGAGACAGAAACGUCACACGUAUCGUGUAAACUGAAUAUGGAAAUUGAUGAAACCGGGAUACCAAGCAACUCAAAUAAAGAACAGGGGGCGGCAAUAACAGUUAGAAUACCAAACGCUCACAAAAACGUAAUGUUUGAAGCGUCUGAUGUAUCUGACGAUCAAGCAGACACUAUAGAAGUCCAAAAAGAUGUUGAAGACCGCAUGAGAAACAAUGUUGCUGAUACUGUGACAGGUAACCAAAAAGCUGCAAAAAACAAUAAAAAGCCAAGGUCUAAAGUUACUCCAGGGCAGAAACGAGUUACGAAAAUGUUUUUUUAUCUCAUCGUGGCUUAUGUGUUGUCGUACACACCCCCGCUUAUCAUUUGGAUUAUAUAUUUUACAGUUGGUGACAUUUAUUCAUCGUUUACAAAAACGGAGAUAGCUGGUUUAUUCUUACUGGGUCAACUAAUUCCUCUGAAUCACGUCGUCAAUCCUCUCAUUUAUGGAUAUUUUGACACAGAAUUCAAGGAAGAGCUCCGCAAAUUUGUGUCAAAGACAAAAGAACAAAUAGCAAUCCCUAGAAAAUUUCACAUAAAGAGUCCUUUUUAACAUGUACAAAAAGUUAUUUUAUUAAUAUUUGAAAUGAUUGGAAAAGUACCAGAUAUUUGAUUUCUUUUUUUAAAUCCCUUCUUAUGUAUUGUGUGAUAUGCAAUCUAGCAUCGAAGCAUAUAAUUAGAUUACUAUUUAUUCCUAGCAAUAAGUUUGGACGGACUUUUAUAUGAUAGUUUUGACAUGUACAUGGAAUUGUUUUGCUAAAUUGUAUGUCUAUUGCUUGCUACUUGUUUACUUGCUAUUUCAAUGAAACAAAUGGUAGAACUUAACAUUGUAGUAUAUGAAAUAUGUUCGUAAAAAAAUAAG
Messenger RNA from Magallana angulata, 1648 nucleotides. RefSeq lists its product as uncharacterized. Gene Ontology annotation, biological process: neuropeptide signaling pathway. The transcript has a single exon. The coding region runs from base 86 to 1339 and encodes 417 amino acids. The record is from RefSeq and is a predicted model, not a curated record. Gene Ontology annotation, cellular component: membrane. NCBI's taxonomy places the organism in Eukaryota, Metazoa, Mollusca, Bivalvia, Ostreida, Ostreidae. Gene Ontology annotation, molecular function: G protein-coupled peptide receptor activity.